GGCACUGUCGUCUCUUCUUGCAUUGCAUGUAUAAGAACUAACAUAGUUUUCAUCAAAAUUUAUACCAAGAACCCCCCCCCCCCCCCCCCAAAAAAAAUACUAUAUUUGCAAGAAAAUAACAAAAAGUCACUUAAUUCACAGGAAAAUGGAGAAAAGCGGCCCCGGACUUGAAACGGAGCUGCGGCUGGGGCUUCCCGGCGGCAGCGGCGGUGAAGUGGAGAAGAAUGAGAAGAAAAGGGUUUUUGAGGAGUUUGAUGGGUGUGAGGAUAAGGCGGCGGUGCACAAGAAUCAGGUGGUGGGGUGGCCGCCGGUGGCGGCGUUCCGGCGUAAAAACAGCUUCAACGGCGGCAAAAUGUACGUGAAGGUUAGCAUGGAUGGAGCCCCCUUUCUUAGGAAGGUUGAUUUGACCAUGCACAAAGGCUAUUCUGAGCUUGUUAGGGCUCUUGAAGAUUUGUUUGGCUGUUUUGGAAUUGGGGAAGCAUUGAAGGAGGAUGAAGAAAAUUAUGAAUUUGUUCCCAUCUAUGAGGACAAAGAUGGGGACUGGAUGCUUCUUGGAGAUGUUCCAUGGGAGAUGUUUGCAGAGUCAUGCAAAAGGUUGAGGGUGAUGAAAAGGGCAGAAGCCAAAGGUGUUGGGCUUCAUGCAAAGGACCUUCUCAAGGGACUUUCCAAAGAGGAGUAGCUUGUAUUUCUCGUAAUUAAGAAGGAUAAAUAUGUCUUUUCACCACCUUAGUUAAUCACUAUCUGUUAUGAAUGAGUAAGUUUAAUUUUAAAUGUGACUUCAAUUCACUAUAGAGACUUGAGAUUUUUGAAGAAUUGGUUGUAUGUUUUAUUGAAGAUUGUCUGUAUUGGCAUGUAAGGGUGCUUAAUACGCUGACUUUAAGCAGUGAGUUUUACAGUGUUGGAA
Salvia miltiorrhiza (redroot sage) is the source of this 904-nucleotide messenger RNA. RefSeq names its product auxin-induced protein 22C-like. The record is from RefSeq and is a predicted model, not a curated record. Gene Ontology annotation, biological process: regulation of DNA-templated transcription. Gene Ontology annotation, cellular component: nucleus. Bases 146 to 679 code for a protein of 177 amino acids. NCBI's taxonomy places the organism in Eukaryota, Viridiplantae, Streptophyta, Magnoliopsida, Lamiales, Lamiaceae. Gene Ontology annotation, molecular function: protein binding. The transcript is spliced from 3 exons.